AUGACGAUGCUGUACUUCUUCAUGGAGAACCCCCUCAUGGCCUACUACACCAACCUCUUGGCGUUGCCCGAGCAUCGCUACUUUCGUCUGUUCGGCACGCUUGUUGGAAUUCUGGGACCUCUGCACGGGCUUCAAUUGGUUCUGCAUCUGCUUUGGUCGAUCAAAGCUCGAUCCCCCGCUGUAUUCCCUCGCGCCGCCAUGGUCGACAGAGUGAUCAAGUCCUUUAGCGGGCUAAAGAAGGCAAAGACGCAACCGAUCGAGUCGCGGUCUUCUCGCUCGCGUACGUCACUCAGCUCGAUCACUUCGUUCACUGCUGCAGGGUUGAAGGAGGUGCUGAGUGUCGAGGGAAGCCACUUCGAGUUGGUGUUCGUGGUGCGCAAAGCAGUAGAGGCCAGCGCCCAGAUCGUGCAAUGCAGCCAUUUUAGCGCCUUGAUCGGCAGGGUGUGGAUAAACCAAGUAUAUACCGCUAUGGCGGUAGCCAACUGCUGGGUGACUCCGUUGCUGGACUACAUCAUGCUAACGUCUAAAAAACGUGAAGUGAUUCAGGCAUCCGAUAGCCAUAUUAUCCGCGAAUAUGUGCCCAUGUCGAUUCGAGGCCGGAUCUUGAGUGUUGUGGUGGAUACGUUGUUGACGAUGAUGGCGUGUCUGAUCUUGCCUCUCACCAUCUUUGUGCCCUACGCUCGAGUGUUUGACUACGGCUGGUACGGUUUCCCCAUGGAAAUGCUCUACGGCGACGUGGCCUUCCCGAACCUCAUCCGAGAGAACCAGGCGUUGUUCGCGCUCAAUUUCGUCGACGGAGUGACGAAGAUUAUCCCACAUUUGAGUAUUCUGCUAGCGAUGGCGAGUAUCAGCCUCCUGCUCGAGUUGUACCCGCCGAAGCGAAUGAAGAGCAAAGCUAGAGCAAGCGUCUCGGUUGCGACUUCUGCUGCAGUUCGUGGGAAAUCAACUAUUAAAUCGUUAAGCACCAUUUUAAGACGUGGGAAACCUUCCUGGAGGGUUGCUGGCAUGACAUUUUUCCGUCGAGUGGUGACUCCUAUGGCGUUUGUGGCUGCGGGGGCUCUCGCUCUGGGUCUGCAUCUCCACGCUGCCUACCUGGCUAGCACGGCGGAUGCUGAUACCAUGAAAAUGUGCCUACAAGGACUGCGACCGUGGUUUUCGGUUAACGUGAGCUGCUCUGUACUGGAAUACAACUGCUACAACCACAACGUGCCUUACCCGGUGAACGACAUCCUCGAGCGCUUGCAGAGCGACGCAGUGACUGCCAUUGUCUUCGAACACUGCCCAGAGUUUCGCAUGCCCGCUUCCAUCCGUCGCUUCUCCAACAUGCUUGGACUUGAGCUGUGGAACGUAUCGAUAGUCGAAUGGGGCGCGGACACAGCGCUGAAUGCCGAUCUGCAUCCGGACAUGAUCUACUUGAUCAUGGUGUACACGAACAUGACCGCAAUGCCGCAAGGUUUGCUGACAGCUCCACUGCCCCCACUGCUCGCAGACAUUGAGAUUUCCAUCACGAAUCUUACGCUGAUCCCCGAUGAACUGGCAGACGCGUGGUCCAACGUGAGGCUUGUGUAUCUGGAACACGCUCCUCUCAAGGAGUUCCCAACCGCAUUGUUCGAGAUCCCGUCGCUGUCGGUAUCGUUGUUAGACGACGGACUGGAGACGGUUCCCGAGGACCUUUUCACUACGAUCUCGUUGCUGGACGAGUACUUGGAGGUGUGCUUUUCCUACAACCCGAUUAAAUCUCUCCCUUCGUCGAUCAGAGAGGGGAUGCUCAUCAGUUACCUGUCGAUCGAUCACACGAACUUGACAGAGCUGCCAGCCUGGACAGACUCGGUCGGCCAAUGGAUCGAACUGGGUGGUUCGCCAAUUUGCAACAACACGGAAGUGCAGCUAUCAGCUAUAACGAACAGUUUCGACUAUGGGUUGGGCCCGUUCAUUGCUGGCAAGUACCCAAUUUGGCUCGUUGAGCAGUAUCGACUCAUCUAG
Molecule: messenger RNA, 1983 nt
Organism: Phytophthora sojae
Lineage: Eukaryota; Oomycota; Peronosporomycetes; Peronosporales; Peronosporaceae
Exons: 1
Coding region: 1-1983 (660 amino acids)
Source: RefSeq, a predicted model, not a curated record